AUGGCAGAUACAGUGCAAAUAACGAUGGAAAAGAUGGUACCAGAACUUGAAGAUCUGCAGGCUCGCAAGCUCUUCUCGGCAGAUGAAAUUCGACAGAUUGUCGACAAACGUCGUGGCUUUGAGUACUCGCUCCAACGCGUGCCAUUGCGUAAAAUCGACGCCAUGCGCUACAUUGAAUACGAGCUUAAAUUGGACGCAUUACGUGCAGCGCGUAAGGAGCGACUUGGUCUUGAGAAAGUCACGCUAGGCGACACGGCAGGUGUCAAGAGAGUGCACAACAUCUUUGACCGCGUGUUGUUCAAGCAUCGCGGAAGCGUCGAGCUCUGGCUUCAGUAUGUGGCCUUUUGCAAGCGAGAAGGCAGUAGUCGUGUACUUUCUGCCGUCUUUUCGAGAGCGUUGCAAUCGCAUCCACGCAAUGCCCAAUUGUGGAUCGAAGCAGCUUCUUAUGAAUUUGGUGUCAAUCUUAACGUUGACUCGGCGCGUGUGCUCAUGCAACGUGCAAUCCGUCUUAACAAGCACAACCAGAAGCUUUGGCUCGAGUAUUUUCGUCUUGAACUACUGUACGUACAGAAGUUGGUGAUGCGUCGUCAGGUGCUGCGUCUAGAUGAGGAGGUGGAGAAGGUCGUCAAUGAUGGAUCUACUGUGCUGGUUGUCGAGCUCCCAGAAGAGAAAUUGGUGGAAGAGGAUGAAGUAUCGGACGAGGUGGCAGCGAAAAUGAAUGCGAGAAAGGUUGUACUGCAGGGAGCUAUUGCUAAGAUUGUAUACACGAAUGCUGUAGUGGCUGUUCCGGAUGAUGUGACGUUUCGACUUGAGUUUUUGAAGAUUCGUGACCUGUUUGGCGUGCACACGGCUGCAAAUCUGUCGGACUUUAUUUUGCAGGACUGCCUUGAAAACUUUCCAAAGAGUGAAGUCGUGCAUGCGGCAAAGGCGAUGCGUCCGUUUCUGGAAGUCAUGGAUAGUGCAGCCCUUCAUUCAGACGAGUCAGAGGGUAGUAGUGCGGAUGUGUGCGAGGCCGAGCGUCAAGCUGAGCUGCUGGUUGUGCACAACUUUGAGACUAGUGUGACACAACUAGACACUGUCUCAAUUAAGGAGAUCUUUGCAGAAUGGAUGGUGACACGUUUGGCUUCUUCCAGGCCGACGGCGUUCAUGCUGGAGUAUGCACGCGCUAAGCUUAAAGAAUUUGCGCUCGCAGGGUCAAGCACUUCUUCGUCUCUCGCCAUCAAGUAUGUCGACUUGAUUCACCGCACGGAUGGUACAGAUGAUGCGCUAAUGGUCGUGCGCAAGCUUUGCAACGAGUGCCUUCCACAAUCAGCGGAGAUCUGGCUGCUGCAGUCUCAGCUUAUGCUUCACGCCGACCACAAAGAAGUGGACACAAGCCACUCACCUUCUACUAAGCGUCGUCGAUCCUCGCACGGGUCAUAUAAGAAGAACGCUAUAUCGAACAGCAAUCCGAUGAGUGCCGCUGUCUUCGUCUUGAAGACAGCAUUAACGAAAAUUGCAGCUGGUGAGUACGACGCGCAGUUUGCAAUUCACAACCGUCUCCUGCAACUGCAAAUUAGCAUUGGAGAGACUCCGAGCAGUAUUGACAAGGCCUUCGAGAACGCCCUAGGCGCGCAGGAACGUGGGUCAGCACAUUGGAGUGCCCUCCGCUAUCAAUACGUCACUUGGGCUGCAAGCGCAACUUCCCAGCGAUCGUUGGAGCACGUUCGCUCGUUGUACACGAAGUUUAUGGUAGACGAGCAAUUGCUGCCUUCUUCCGAGACGUAUUCCUUCCUGUUGUUGUGCGUAGACAUUGAGACAUCCGCAACGUCGGUAAAUGUGGCGCAGGUGCGGAAACUGUUCGAAAAGCUAGUGGAGCUCUUUGGUUCGACGCAUGAAGAAGUUUUUGUGCGGUACGUGCGUUGCCUCUCAGAACAUCUCGGGCUGUUUGCCGAUGCGACGCGCAUUCAACAACGUGCACUCCGUAUCUGGAAAGAAUCUCCAAUUCUCAUGCAGUUUGCAUUCACUGGUCUGUAG
Molecule: messenger RNA, 2016 nt
Organism: Peronospora farinosa
Lineage: Eukaryota; Oomycota; Peronosporomycetes; Peronosporales; Peronosporaceae
Source: the annotation of a GenBank genome assembly